UUUGUCGUAAAGUUCAUAGGUACAAACGGUUGUUUUUCCAAUUAUCUUUUAUAGUGUCUCGUAAUUGGCCACAAGAUUACACUGUCUCCAGAGUAUGAUGGGUGGUAAAUAGUAGUUUUGAGGAACAUGGCAUGUGCGUUUAGUGUGAAUAGAGAAGCCUUGGGCAUUUAGUUUCAACAAUGCACGGUUGCUGUAAUUUUUUUCUUAUGUUGACACCAUUGAAAUUCUUAAAUUGUCGUCACUACGUAUUAAGCUAACCUUACCCACACAUGCAAGCUGAAGAAAAAGAAAAGAAAAUGUGAGUGUGAACAGAGAGGGAACGAGAAGAUAAGGAGGAGGGUGCUGGGCUUCCCUUGCCGUUGCUACCACCGCAUCAAGAACACAUACACAGAUGCGGGGAACGAGGGGUCUCUGCCACUGCCAUGGCUGUCGCCCUACUUGCUGCUGCCGUCGCCAUCGAGCUUGAAGAAAGACGAUGCCGAGAUGUCAUUGAGCCACUGUUACCGCUGCCUUGCUCCUGCUCUGUCCGAGCCCAUGUUCUGUCCUAUCCAUUGCUAUUGCCGUCGUUGAAGCUUGCCAUAUCUGCCACACCACUGUUCUGGUCCUAUUUCACUUCCUACUUUGAUUUGCUUCGUCGUAGCCGAGCCUUGCCACUCCCCUAUUCCCCGAAAAACAUGUCGGAGCUUACAAACUUGCCAACAACAUCGCCCUUGCCCCUCCUCUUUUCUACUUCAGCUGCUACGAUUUUGUCCCAGUCGAAGCUGCUGUUCACUGUUGCUGACACUGUUAUUUUUGGCUUUGUUUCCGAUUCCUACGAGUUUUGACAAAUUAAGGUAUUUUCUGGCUGAAAUUGAGGGACCUGAGCAAAAAUCUGAUUCAGAGACUAAAAAGGACUGCAGAUGCUGUUGGAUUCUGACCUCCCUGCACUCGAAGCGGAUUUUCUGGAGCUACAGAAGCCCAAUUGGCGCGCUCUCAACGGCGUUGGAAAGUAGACAUUCUGGGCUUUCCAGCAAUAUAUGAUAGUCUAUACUUUGCCCAAGAUUU
This is a messenger RNA of Arachis duranensis, 1044 nucleotides long. RefSeq lists its product as uncharacterized. NCBI's taxonomy places the organism in Eukaryota, Viridiplantae, Streptophyta, Magnoliopsida, Fabales, Fabaceae. Bases 423 to 824 code for a protein of 133 amino acids. The transcript is spliced from 3 exons. The record is from RefSeq and is a predicted model, not a curated record.